Molecule: messenger RNA, 4960 nt
Organism: Manis javanica (Malayan pangolin)
Lineage: Eukaryota; Metazoa; Chordata; Mammalia; Pholidota; Manidae
Gene: GPR88
Product: G protein-coupled receptor 88
Biological process (GO): G protein-coupled receptor signaling pathway
Cellular component (GO): membrane
Molecular function (GO): G protein-coupled receptor activity
Source: RefSeq, a predicted model, not a curated record
ACAAAAUAAUUAGCAAAAUCUCUCUGUAGGCUGGCUGUGUUUGGUGUGUUCAAAGCCUCAAUAAAGAGAAAUAGCAAUAGGCAAAUGGCCAUGUCAAGUUCUCCUUAACCUCCAUAAACUUGAUAUCUGAACAUUCAAUCCUCCAAAGAACAAAGCUCUGGAGCUUAUCUUAAAUCCCCCAACUCACAUAGUUCCAUCUGGAUGCUGGCCUAAAUGAACUAAAUCCAGCAAGUCAUGCUUAGCCCUCUUCCCAUUUGAGCUCUUAACAAUCAUUCACUCACACUAUUCUUUGAAAGAGGGAGAGGAAGGCAGAGCAGUCAGGAUUUGCACUUCACCCUGAAAUGUUACCCUUAGGGACAGACCAGAAAGGACUCCUGCCUUAUGGUCCAGGACUAACGUACACAUUAUAUAGAAUAGGUAUAUUUCAAAUGUCAGAACUGGGGAAGAGAAAUAUUAAAUUUAUGCAUGGGGAUUCACAGAAAGUUUGAACAGAAAGGACUGUGGAAGUCACUGAGUGAAAACUUUUUUGACAAGAUUGAAAUGAUCCAUCACAAAGCCAGCUGGUGGAUGCUCAGCUUAGAACUUGGGUGUUCUGAAACCCCACCUAGCAUUUUGUUUUUUUCCAUUAUGCCAUGUGACUGCAUUCCAUAGUGAGUUAAGUUUUCAAAAAAGCGAUUUUCCCAAUGAAAAAUGAUUUACUGUGGGGAUGACUUUUAUGGAAAAUUUCCCAUGUGGAAUGGUUAUAUGAAUACUUUCAUCAAAGAAAAUUCCAACAUUAAACUGCACAUCUCCACCUAAAGUCAACUGCAAAAUAAAAGUUCUUAAGUAAAGAGCCAUCUUUAUCAUUUACACUGGGAGUUUCUAGGUUCCUUGCUCUCCACUGCCCCCGCACCCUGCAAACCCACUUUUAACCUGAACACUUCAUUUCUAUUCUCUUAACAAUUUCAUUACUGAAACCCAAGCCAAAUUCUGUAAAGGAGUUUGGUGAUGGGAAAAACAUUGAAAUUAUGAUUUAAAUUAAGACUUGGGGAUUUUCUGUGGAUAAUUACCCAUGCUCCACCAUACCAAAUUAAAAAUGAAUUUCAAAUUAGAAUAUAAAAUAAUUUUCUCUAAAGAUGUGAGAUGGAAUCCAUCCUGGGCAUUGGGACUAUAUUUAUCCUUCAGAGAAAUCUUGCCCCCAGAAGGCAUUAGACUGGGAUGAAAUACAUUGGAGGCAUAUUAAAUUUUAUUUGAACAUUGAUUGGAGGGGAAAAAAAGAAGAAAGGAAAAGUGAAAUAGGAUGAAAAAUAAGGUGACUAAAAGAGAGAAAAGACAGAGAAGCUUGGUAAUUACAGAACUUUUUAAGCAAGAUAUUUUUUUUUCCUUUCACAAGUUAGAAGCUAUUGAAUAAUUCAUGCCAAGUGUGGAAAGGCUGCCUUUUCCCUGGGUGAUGUAUAACUAAGCAGGAGUGAGCUUCAAAUGGGAUCAUCGCAUCAGCCACCACUCUUUCUUCUGAGCAUAGGGUGCUCUCCUGAGCUCGGCUUCUGCUUUUGCAACCAAGCACAUCGCUGCUGCCUGCCCGCCCGCCUGCCCACCUGUCUGAGCUUGCAGCCCACCACUUUCCCCAGCCCCGCUGCCGGCUGAGAAGUCUCCCUGAAGCUGCUGGUUUCUGCCUAGGACCGUGUGUGGGGAUGCUGCUUGGGAGAAGCAGGCACUUUGCUCCUGGCACUGAUCCUAGCUGAGUUUCUCCUGUUGAUUUCGGGACCAACAGAUGCUGCUGCUGAGGAGGUACUUCUUGACAUCUCUCCCUCUGCUACCGCCAGCUAAGGACCAGCCCAAAAGCGGGUGGCAGGAUGGGCCGCGCUGCGAGAAGCCAACGCUAGAGAGCGAGGUGUGAAGAGUUGGCCAGAAUGACCAACUCCUCCUCUACGUCCACCUCCUCCACCACCGGGGGAUCCUUGCUGCUGCUCUGCGAGGAAGAAGAGUCGUGGGCGGGCCGGCGCAUCCCCGUGUCCCUCCUGUAUUCGGGCCUGGCCAUCGGGGGCACUCUGGCCAACGGCAUGGUCAUCUAUCUCGUGUCGUCCUUCCGAAAGCUGCAGACUACCAGCAACGCCUUCAUUGUGAACGGCUGUGCAGCCGACCUCAGCGUCUGCGCUCUCUGGAUGCCGCAGGAGGCGGUGCUCGGGCUCCUGCCCACCAGCUCCGCGGAGCCCCCGGGGGACUGGGACGCCGCCGGGAACAGCUACCGCCUGCUGCGGGGCGGGAUGCUAGGCCUUGGGCUCACCGUGUCCCUCUUAUCCCACUGCCUAGUGGCUCUGAACCGCUACCUGCUCAUCACCAGGGCGCCCGCCACCUACCAGGCGCUGUACCAGCGGCGCCACACAGCCGGCAUGUUAGCGCUGUCCUGGGCGCUCGCCCUGGGGCUCGUGCUGCUGCUCCCGCCCUGGGCGCCGCGCCCGGGGGCCGCGCCGCCGCGCGUCCACUACCCGGCGCUGCUGGCCGCGGCGGCGCUGCUGGUGCAGACGGCGCUGCUGCUGCACUGCUACCUGGGCAUCGUGCGCCGCGUGCGCGUCAGCGUCAAGCGGGUCAGCGUCCUCAACUUCCACUUGCUGCACCAGCUGCCCGGCUGCGCCGCAGCCGCCGCCGCCUUCCCGAGCGCCCCGCACGCCCCGGGCCCCGCGGGGGCCGCGCACCCCGCGCAGGCCCAGCCCCUGCCGCCUGCACUCCACCCGCGGCGGGCGCAGCGGCGUCUCAGCGGCCUGUCGGUGCUGCUGCUCUGCUGCGUCUUCCUGCUGGCUACGCAGCCCCUGGUGUGGGUGAGCCUGGCCAGCGGCUUCUCGCUGCCGGUGCCCUGGGGCGUGCAGGCGGCCAGCUGGCUCCUGUGCUGCGCCCUGUCCGCGCUCAACCCGCUGCUCUACACGUGGAGGAAUGAGGAGUUCCGCCGCUCCGUGCGCUCCGUCCUGCCCGGCGUCGGCGACGCGGCGGCCGCAGCCGCUGCCGCUACGGCCGUGCCCGCCAUGUCCCAGGCGCAGCUGGGCACCCGCGCCGCGGGCCAGCACUGGUGACCCCCGGCCAGGGCCCGAGGCAAGCGGAGGUGCCGGGCAUUCAGCGUCCUUGGGCACCAUCGCUUCCUGUCCGUGUAAAGUGUCCCCUGCCUGAACGAAGACUCCUGCAGAGGCGGAGCCCAAUUAAACCCGUGCCAAGGUUUCGCCUUUAGCACCUGAACCAAGGUUUCUUCCUUAAUGGGGAACCUGAAAUCAUUUUGGACGGUUACCUGAUUUUAACUCAUUGUUUCUGAGUUUUAGAGAAAUCCUUGAGUCCAAACUUUGGACACUUCAAGACCUUGCACACUGACGUUUUAAAAGAACCUGUUAAUUUAUUUCAACCCUUUUUGAAAAAGCUUUGAUAACGUAUUACCAUUCCCACUUUCUUUGUCUUAUAUAUGAAGCUCCUUGAAUGUGCAUAUUGAUGAAGGAAAUAAUAUUUAAGAUGUAUUUUAGAGAGUUACUCAUCUUUGAUGCUGUUUCUCUUAUAAUUUAGCUUUUCUAUAUUAACCCAAUGAAUGAAGCCACAGAUGUGCACAACAUUGAGUUGCCAUUAAGACCUCAAACUCUUUAUUCUUAAAAGAGUUUUUAUAAAGUAAUAUCAUUCCUGAAUGAGAUAGAAUCUUAGCCAGUGAGGGGGAAAACACCUUAGAUUUACUAUUUUACACUGCUUUUUGCACUUCUAAGACUGAAAAUUGGCAUUGAAUGUUAAAGUGAAGAAUUUGCAUUGUGCUGAUCGAAUGUCUGGGUCAGCAAUGGAAUUUUGAAAACAAAUAAGGGGAUUUAUCUAUUUUAGGUACCAGUUUCACUUUCUUAUAGCAUGCACACUUGUUGCCCUCUUUUUGUAAUCAAUUUAUUUGCCUUAUGAGUGUAAUUGCAGCUUUGAACAUUCUAUACUAUAAUGGUUGCUAAGGAGAAUAAGACCUGUUUUCUCUUUAACAUUUAAAAUAUCUCAAUGCACAUAAUAUAAUUAAACACUAAUAAUACCAUGACUACAUAGCUAAUAUUAGUUGCUAUUGCAUGCUCCUAGAUGCUAGAACGUAUUGGGCAUGUGGUAUACUAAAGCAAUACCCAUUAGGCAAAGGCAUUUUACUUCUUUCAGACACGGAAGAAGGGGCCUUCAAUUUUUUGAAAAGAGACACAGAGAUACAUACCUCUGGCUACCUAGACUUCAUCUUGUCUUGACCCAGUUUAUGAGAAAACUCCCACUUGGGACUUUAUCUUGCAAAUGGAACCACAGUCAAGAUGGAUCAAUAAUAUGGUUUGGCUCUGCAAAGCAAUUGUGUUCCUUUAGGGUUUAAACAAGCCACAUAUUAGAGAGCAACACUGUUUUUUUUUAUGUAGUUCAUAUGUAUUACCAUGACACUUAACAUUAAUAUUGCGUCUGUUGAAGGAAGUAUAAUCAACUUAGUUAUAUAUAACAAAUAGUUCAAAUGGGAAUUAUUCUAAAAUUCGGGGCUGUAUGAUUUGAGGCUUGUAAUUUUUAUCUUUGAUUUAUUGAUCUAGAAAUAUAUGGAACAGAAAAUUGUGUGGAAUCACUUUAUAAAAUUAAAGUGGGAAGAAAGUUAUUUUAAAUAAUCAUGUCUCAGCAUUCUGACUGCUAACUACAUCAAUGAUGGGGCCAAACAGACUAAAUUAACUGUGUAAUUCAUGAACAAAAAUAGCUUGGUUUGUUGCAUUCCUGGACAUUACAAGCCAGGAUAGUGGGAACACUUGUGCAUUUGAAUAAAAUUACGGGAGUUGUAGGAAACUUUGACAUAUUUAUAGUAAAACCAAACCAAACCAACAUGUCCAUCACCAAUAAUAGAUCAGCAGUCAUUUUAUUAAUCUAUUCCCCUUUGUGCAUGUACCAUAUCUCUUACUAAAGUUUCAUCAGUUCCCAUUUUCCUUGAUUCAAAUAUUUAAUUAAAGUUCAGACAACAAGUCUUCUGAGUUUU